AUGUCGAACCAGGGCUACUACGGCGGUCAGCCACAGUAUGGUCAACCACAAUACCCACCGCAGUCAUACGGUGGCUACCCACAAGGACCACCACCUCAGCAACCAAUGCAAUACUACCCACCACAACAGCAGGCACCACCGCCACGCCAGUCGAAGGAUCGCGGCUGCUUGGGCGCCUGUCUUGCGACGCUGUGCUGUUGCUUCGUCUGCGAGGAGGGAUGUGAAUGCUGCGCCGACUGCUGCGAGUGCUGCAUGGACUGCUGCUAA
Molecule: messenger RNA, 267 nt
Organism: Zasmidium cellare ATCC 36951
Lineage: Eukaryota; Fungi; Ascomycota; Dothideomycetes; Mycosphaerellales; Mycosphaerellaceae
Exons: 3
Coding region: 1-267 (88 amino acids)
Source: RefSeq, a predicted model, not a curated record